This is a messenger RNA of Alternaria postmessia, 561 nucleotides long. RefSeq lists its product as uncharacterized. Gene Ontology annotation, biological process: vacuolar transport. NCBI's taxonomy places the organism in Eukaryota, Fungi, Ascomycota, Dothideomycetes, Pleosporales, Pleosporaceae. The transcript is spliced from 4 exons. Bases 1 to 561 code for a protein of 186 amino acids. Gene Ontology annotation, cellular component: endosome. The record is from RefSeq and is a predicted model, not a curated record.
AUGGAGAAUUUAUGGCAUCUUCGUCGCGUGGCGGAUAACGCUGCAAAGGCCUGUUGGAUAUGCUACAAGCCAUCUACCAGUGUACUUAUUACCCCUAGCAACAAGGAUUUCUUUUACAUCUGUCCUGGGCACUUAUCUGACAAAGGCUUUUGUCAACCAGAAGCUGAUGAAGCAAAGAGGAUCGCAGACCAGAAGAAGCAAGAUGAGCUGGAUCGCGAGAUUGAGGCUGUAAAAAAAGAAUACGAGGAGAAGCAGAAGCUCAAGCGUGAGAAGCGAAAAGGAAAAGAUAAGGACAAGGAUAAAGAGAAAGAGAAGGAGACCAAGGGCAAAGAAGAGGAAGAGGACAAACAGGACGAGAAGGCCAAAGAUGACAAAAUCAAAGAGCUCUCGAAGACCAAAGAUCAAAAUCUGGCUGAGCUUGGUCCUCGCAUAUAUCAGCUCAACAAGAACUUCUAUCAAAUGCGCCUGGACAAGCUGCGGAAUGCUGAGAUUGCUAAACGAAACCGCGAACGACUGAACAACCCUGCAAACUUUCCGUCAGUACCUAGCGGGAAUCCGUAG